AUGGACAAUAUGUCUUAUUUUAAAUUAUUCACUCUGUCAGAGCUCAAAGAAUCAAAGUCAGAUAAAACAAUGUAUUUUGUUCUCUCUUUUUCUGUAUAUGUUUUAAUAAUUGUAUUGAAUGUGAUUUUGAUAGUGACAAUUAUGCUGGAAAAAACCCUCCAUGAGCCCAUGUAUAUUUUUGUGUGUAAUCAGUGUAUUAAUGGAUUGUUUGGAACAACUGGUUUCUACCCCAAAUUCCUAUCAAAUGUGAUCCAUGACUCCCAUGUGAUCACAUAUACAGAAUGCCUUUUGCAAAUUUUUAUGAUUUACACUUAUGUUCAGUGUGACUGUACAACAUUAACAGUGAUGGCAUAUGACAGGUAUGUGGCAAUCUGCAGACCCUUAGACUAUCACUCUAUUAUGACUAAGAACACUCUUGUAAAAUUACUUAUCUUUUCCUGGCUUUUCCCUUCUCUCUCUACAUUAGCAUUAAUUCUGUUAACAUACCGGUUGUCAUUAUGUGGAUCCCACAUUGACAAAUUAUAUUGUGAUAGCUGGUCUAUAGUGAGGCUGUCUUGUGAACCUACAAUCAUUAAUAAUAUAUAUGGAUUGGUUAUGAUAUCCAUAUACAUGUGUUUUGUUGUUGUCAUUAUUUGCUCGUAUAUUAAAUUGGUAGGAGCCUCUAUAAAAUCCACAGACAGCAAAAAAAAGUUUAUGCACACAUGUCUACCACAUUUGGUUACCAUGAUUAACUUUGCAUGUGCUUUAUUUUUUGAUAUACUUAACAACCGAUUUCAAUCACAGGACAUCCCGCGGAGUGUGCGCAAUUUCUUGGCAUUAGAGUUUCUGAUAAUCCCACCUAUUUUCAAUCCUUUUGUCUAUGGACUAAAACUGACUGAACUUCGCAAAAGAGUUCUGAGAAUGUUUAUCAAAGUCAAAGUGGGAGACCCCCAUUACAGUCUAAACAUGGCAAAAUAA
Megalops cyprinoides (Indo-Pacific tarpon) is the source of this 957-nucleotide messenger RNA. RefSeq names its product olfactory receptor 52J3-like. Gene Ontology annotation, biological process: G protein-coupled receptor signaling pathway. The record is from RefSeq and is a predicted model, not a curated record. NCBI's taxonomy places the organism in Eukaryota, Metazoa, Chordata, Actinopteri, Elopiformes, Megalopidae. The transcript has a single exon. Gene Ontology annotation, molecular function: G protein-coupled receptor activity; olfactory receptor activity. The coding region runs from base 1 to 957 and encodes 318 amino acids. Gene Ontology annotation, cellular component: membrane.